AUGGCGCCCGGCUUUGAUCAACUUUCCGACCAUGAUUACCAAGAUGAGGAAGAUAAUAUCGACUUUAGCGACUUGAAGGAACGCUAUGAUGUGCGCAUGGAAGAAGGCCUGGAUACCUUUGUGGUUAUCGAUGGCCUCCCAAUCGUCAAUCAAGAUCAAAAGCCAAAACUCGUCAAAUUCCUCCUGAAAAGACUAAACACCGUCGGCAGAAUAAAGGAUGGCGAAGAGUCCAUUUUUAUGCCUAUGAGUGACGCAGGCAAUUCUGAAGGCUUUGCCUUCGUCGAAUAUCAAACCCCCGAGCAAGCAGUUGCCGCUACAAAACAGCUCCAUGGAACUGCCCUUGACAAGAAGCACACCCUUGCCGUCAACAAACUCACUGAUAUUGAGAAGUAUGGACGAGAAGGAAGAAUAGACGAACAGUAUGUUCCUCCAGAGAUCGAACCUUUCGCCGACAAAGAACACCUUCGAUCAUGGCUGUUUGACCCCGGUGCCCGCGAUCAAUUCGCUAUGUUCCGAGGAGACAACGUCGGCGUAUUUUGGAACAAUAAGAGAGAUAACCCCGAACCUAUUGUCGACCGCAAACACUGGACACAGCUAUUCGUAUCCUGGUCACCACUAGGGACAUAUUUGGCAUCAGUUCAUCAGCAGGGAGUUCAGUUAUGGGGCGGAGCUUCUUUUAAGAGAAUCAAGCAAUUCCCUCAUCCUUUUGUCAGUCUGAUUGAAUUCUCCCCAGGUGAGAAGUUCUUGACAACGUGGUCUAAUCAACCUAUCGUUGUGGAGGAAGGAAAAGGUCCUCUCACUAUUGACGAGGAAGGAAAGCACAUUGUCAUUUGGGAUAUUGAGACCGGCAAACCCCUUCGAUCUUUUGUCGCCCACGAUCUCGCUCCCGCUGCCGGUUCAGAUGGUGGAGUGGUCCCUCCUAAGGCGAAAGUCCAAUGGCCUGCCUUCAAAUGGUCCGCCGAUGAGAAAUACGUCGCAAGAAUGAAACCUGGUGAGAGUAUCUCUGUCUACGAAACACCCCGGAUGAACCUACUCGACAAGACAUCCGUCAAAGUCGACGGAUUGGUGGACUUUGAAUGGGCCCCAGCCACCACUCAGCGUGAGGGUGUCAAGACAUACGAACAGCUUCUCUGCUUCUGGACUCCCGAGAUUGGUUCAAAUCCCGCCAAAGUGACCUUGAUGUCAUUCCCUACGAAAGAGGUUGUGAGGACCCGAAAUCUUUUCAACGUCACAGAUGCAAAGCUGCACUGGCAAUCCGAGGCCAAAUUUAUCUGUGUCAAGGUCGAUAGGCAUUCAAAGUCCAAGAAGUCGCUGGCAACAAAUCUAGAAAUCUUUCGCAUCAAAGAGAAGGGUGUCCCCGUCGAAGUCGUCGACAGUCUCAAAGACACAGUCAUCAACUUCGCCUGGGAACCCAAAGGUGACCGAUUCGUGCUCAUUACGACUGGUGAAGCGGUUGCAGGCAGCAAUGUUCUACCCAAGACGGCAGUCUCCUUCUUUGCACCCGAGAAAGUCAAAGGUGCAGGUACUGGUGCAUUCAAACAUGUCCGAACUUUUGACAAGAAGAACAGCAACGGCAUUUACUGGUCGCCGCGUGGUCGAUUUGUGGUAGUUGCAACUGUGAGCGUACAGCAGCACUCAGAUAUCGACUUCUAUGAUCUAGACUACGAGGGUGACAAGCCAGAAAGCGAUGCCGCCCUAGCUGCAAAUCUGAUGCUCAUGAAUACCGAAGAUCACUAUGGCAUGACCGACGUAGAUUGGGACCCCACUGGACGAUAUGUUACUACUAGUGCUAGUGUAUGGACGCAUCAGAUGGAAAACGGCUUCAGGCUCUGGACAUUCUACGGGCAACUCCUCUCGGAAAACCCCAUCGAGAAAUUCAAGCAACUCCUCUGGCGGCCGCGACCAGCCACCGUGCUCAGCAAAGAAGAACAACGGACUGUCCGACGCAACCUGCGCGAGUACAGCAAGGAGUUCGACGAGCUGGACAAGGAGCUCGAGGAAGGCGCUAACGCCGCGGUCAUCGAGGCCCGCCGCCGCCUCUACCAGGAAUGGUACAGCUGGGUGCGCGAGGAGAAGGAGCGCCUGAAGGAGGAACGCGAGGAACUCGGCCUACCGGACCCUGACGAAGAACUCAAAUUACAGCGCACACGCAGCGUCGGCGACGCCGAGGGCGAGAAGGUCGUUGAGGAAGUCGUCGAGGAGGUCAUCGAAGAGACGGAGGAGAUCGUCUCGUAG
Molecule: messenger RNA, 2235 nt
Organism: Exophiala aquamarina CBS 119918
Lineage: Eukaryota; Fungi; Ascomycota; Eurotiomycetes; Chaetothyriales; Herpotrichiellaceae
Product: eukaryotic translation initiation factor 3 subunit B
Exons: 4
Coding region: 1-2235 (744 amino acids)
Biological process (GO): translational initiation
Cellular component (GO): eukaryotic translation initiation factor 3 complex
Molecular function (GO): translation initiation factor activity; translation initiation factor binding; RNA binding
Source: RefSeq, a predicted model, not a curated record